This is a messenger RNA of Bacidia gigantensis, 1254 nucleotides long. RefSeq lists its product as uncharacterized. Lineage: Eukaryota; Fungi; Ascomycota; Lecanoromycetes; Lecanorales; Ramalinaceae. The transcript has a single exon. The record is from RefSeq and is a predicted model, not a curated record. Bases 1 to 1254 code for a protein of 417 amino acids.
AUGGGCGUGAUCACCAUAUUUGACACUGCUCGUAUCAUGGAGGAUCUGGACAGCGAAAAUGCUGUGAUUGGUAUUCUCAACUCUUCAAGACAAAAUGUUUCUGGAGCGAUCCGCUCAAUGAGUUUUUCACCCAGCCCUUGGGAUCUCUUAGCCGUUGUGGAAGAGCAAGGGCGUGUGAAUGUCAUCGAUCUGCGUAAUGCCCUUCAGUCUGCCCAAAUCAUUCAUCUAGAGCCAGACUCAUCGGACUUGAAGAGGGUGGAUGUUCAAGACCAAGAAAGUACGUUUGAACAGCGACAAUUAGAAAUCGAGCGCCGAUUUCUCGACACGCACGACGAAGCACUUGCAACUCAGAAUUACUUGUCCGCAGUUAUGAAUACUGCGGACCUCAUGGAGUAUGCCGCCGAUCGAAGACGCAUAUAUAGAGAGAGCAUUUCUAAUGAGCUGACGCAUCUAAGGAGCAACCCGCAUCGUUUGACAGAGAGUGAGCGUCGGACAAUGGAAGACCACAGCCAGCGGAGGGCAAGACGCAACAACAACAAUAAUGAUCCAUCUGCGCCCCUCAGUAUACAUUACAACAGCUCGAACAGAUUCCUUCCGCCGACCCCGCCAUGGGAAGGAACGAAUUCCUCAUCUACUAAUCAUGCUCGCCAAACUGCAAGCAUAGCUGAGUACAUGCGUCUCCGCAACUCUGACAGCUCUAGAUCAUCUGGCGAAAGGUUAUUCCAUCCUCGGCGACGGAGUUCCGUGGUCGUUUCCAACUCUAACUCCGCUGCAAACGAUUCAACAUCACUGGCACCAAUAGGAACUGGGUCUAUACCUCUUUCGGCUUCGCCUUCCCGUCUCCCAUCGUCUACAUCAGUUAUGAAUGAUCCUUCUUUUCCAGCACUCGACUCGUCUUGGCACACCAUUAGCAACGCUAUGAACGCAAGUAACGAUGCACUAUCUAGCGUGCGAAGUAGAAUAGCGCCUUCAGCGACUCUUCGCGACCUCGACCGUCGAUCUAGUACGGAUCCUGUAGACUACCAAAGCCAAUUUCAGCAGCUCCAGACUCUUCACCAAUUAGCGUCGAGAAAUGAACAGCAAAGGCAGCUUAAUCUGAUGAAUGCGCAGCGCUUGAGUAUUCUGAGGUCUCACCCAAGAACUGGCGAAGAAGGCGAGCUACCUUCGAUGAGCGAUCUACUAAUGCGGGUCAACCGACAAGACGGAGUCGUCACUAUGGGCGUCGGUUGGGGCCUGAGCGGACGAGAAUUGUAA